Messenger RNA from Pipistrellus kuhlii (Kuhl's pipistrelle), 7096 nucleotides. It is a transcript of the gene EIF4EBP2, whose product is annotated as eukaryotic translation initiation factor 4E binding protein 2. The transcript is spliced from 3 exons. The coding region runs from base 287 to 649 and encodes 120 amino acids. Gene Ontology annotation, biological process: negative regulation of translational initiation. The record is from RefSeq and is a predicted model, not a curated record. Gene Ontology annotation, cellular component: cytoplasm. NCBI's taxonomy places the organism in Eukaryota, Metazoa, Chordata, Mammalia, Chiroptera, Vespertilionidae. Gene Ontology annotation, molecular function: eukaryotic initiation factor 4E binding.
CGGUCGUCGUCGCCGCUGCUGCCGCUGCUCCUGCUGCUGAGGCUGCUGGCGGAGGCCGGAGAACCGGGCGGCGGCGGCGGCGGCGGCUGAGAGGGCGGCGGCGGGAGCGGAGCGGGACGAGGGAACGAGAGGAAGGAAGCCUGAGAGGAGCGAGCGGAGCGCGCCCAGCCCCGCCUGCCCUUCCGCGCGCCCGGGCUGCCGGAGGAGCCCGAGCCCCCAGCCGCCGCCGCCGCCGCCGCCCGCCUGCGCUCCCGCCGCACAAAGCCGAGACCCCGCGCCCAGAGCCAUGUCCUCGUCCGCCGGCAGCGGCCACCAGCCCAGCCAGAGCCGUGCCAUCCCCACCCGCACCGUGCCCAUCAGCGACGCCGCGCAGCUACCUCAUGACUAUUGCACCACGCCCGGGGGGACGCUCUUCUCCACCACGCCCGGAGGAACCCGAAUCAUUUAUGAUCGAAAGUUUCUGUUGGAUCGUCGAAAUUCUCCCAUGGCUCAGACCCCACCCUGUCAUCUGCCCAAUAUCCCAGGAGUCACCAGCCCUGGCACCUUAAUUGAAGACUCCAAAGUAGAAGUAAACAAUUUGAACAACCUGAACAAUCAUGACAGAAAGCACGCAAUUGGGGACGAUGCUCAGUUUGAGAUGGACAUCUAACUGUCCUGCGAGGAUCCGAAGAACAGCAGCAACGCUGAUACCUGUGUGUAUCCCCGGUUUGGCCAAUAGGAUCAACAAUGAAAACACAGAAGCAGUACCAGCAGUCCCCAUUGCAGCGCCCCCUCCUCUUCCUCCGGGUGCCAAAUGAUGGGAAGAUGAGCUUCAUCUGACUAUUUCCUCUUCCUGUUUCCUGUCUCCCUUCCCGCUUAGAUUAGAUUGAAGGCCCAUGGCAUAUUUCUGUAGAACUAAGCAGCCCACAAAGGAAAACAGUUGUAUUCUGGCUUCCUUAAGUCAUUUUUGUAUUGAGACACACCCCCCCCCCUCCUUCCAAUUAAAAAAAAAUAUCCCAAAUCAGAUAUCAACCUACCAACAAUUGCCGGCUUCCAGAAACGUCUGGGGAAGUGUUUCAGAAAUUUGGUGGGUUCAGCAUUGUUCAUGUUCUUAUCUUGUGUCUCCUCCCUGUCUUCCACCCAUGGUUCAGUGCUACCAGAGUCUCGUUUGGGGUCUUCAAAACCAGAGGGAAAUAAACAAGAAAAGAGCUGUUUUCUCUCUUGUCCCUGAAGGUGUUUGUCCCUGGGGCCAGCACAGGUUGUACAGCUCUGGUAGCACUACCUGUGACACUGUUCUGAGGUCUGCUUCCCCUCCAUCCUCUGGGAGGAAUGCCUUCUGUCUUUGAUAUAAUAGUUUAUCUUUCCAUUCCUGUACUUAGCACGUGUGUGCAAACAUUUUAAAAUUCUACGUGAGAGGGGGCGUCAGUAACCAGCUGUUCUUUCCUCCUCUUCUAUUCCUCCCGGCUUGCAUCAUGUUGCUGCAGUCCUAUUCUCUGAGCAUCCCAAUGACUUCGGAGAUGGAGCACUUUGAACAAGGCCUGAUCAUAGUACUUAAGCAUGAUUUUGGAAGAGCCUAGGCCCAUGUGUGUAAACUAGUCUCAGUUGUCAUUGUUUUUUAAUCCAAUGAGCAUUGUAAUAUUACUGCAGACUGCAGUUUUUUUAUGUUUUUAGUUUAAAGAUGACUUCCAGAAUGCCCUUCGAAAAACUCAAUGCUUUUCCUUUGUGGACCUGCUUUGUUUGGCUGCUGAGAUAGAUAAGCAUGGGCUUCAAAAUGUGUUCCCGUUUUCUUUCUCUUUGUACUCUGAAUUCCCUCCCCCCCUUCCUUUUUCUCUGCCAGGCCAUGUUUCAAAUAUACAUCAAAGAUACCUCAAGUGUUGGUAUCUGAUAAUAUCUGUCACUCAUCUGAGGAGUGACCUUUUAUUUUUUAAGAUAACUACAGACCUAUUUUUAGAUAUGUUUUCAGUAAAUUCUGAACAGCAACUUUUUAAUCACAUCUUCCAGUGUUAGGAAGGUGAGAAAUGUCUGUAGGCGAGUCUGCUGUUCCAUGUCACCAUCCUUUGUCUCCUGCAUCCCUAUGAGCUCUUUCCUUUCUCCUCCUAGUUUUGGGUGUGCAUGCUUGGCGUUUGUAGUGGGUGGGUGGUAAAGCUGGACCAUUCUGCCUUGUGGGUUGUUCAUAAAAGCCUCCUUCUUUUCCCUUACCCUUUGCUCUGUCAUUCCCCCUGCUCCCUAGCCACCCCCCCUGACUAUUGACUGGCACAGUGAUCCCAGGAGAGUGACUCAGUCCCUCUUAGAAAGACUAAUGCCUCUGUCCCCUCACAGAAAGACAAGUCGCCUCUGAUGUCCUGGGAAUUUCUGGUUGGGUUUGGUGCCCUGAAUCAUCUAUUGAGAUUACAACCCAGGGUGAGAGGAACAGGCCAGUUGGCUAAGAAAGAAAGCUGUUUGUUUUUCUUUUGAACUAUGAAAAGCCCCUGUGUGCAAAUACAUCUUAGACAAAAGAGGGAGGAUGUCUGAGGAACUUUGUUCUGUUUUCUGCUAUAAAAUGUGAAUAGUUCAAAAAGUAAAACCUUUUUGUGAUGGUUGAUGUCUCUCAGGAAUAAGCUGGACCUCCAAAAUUUUGGAGAUGCGUUCAGUCUCAGAAAACUGGUCAUCAGAGAAGUAUUGUUUGCUUGUUUACUGUAUCCCUGUUCUGAUUUUAAUUAAACUCCAGAUUUCGCUUUACAUUCUCUUGGAAAAUCACAAGUUACACUGUAAUUUGCUUAAGAAGCUUGCUUAGGACCUCUUUGUCCCUGGAGCAUGAUUCUUUAGGUGUGAAGCUUUCAUUCUUCACACCCUGGCCUUGGCGUCUUGUGGAAUCCGACUCCAACUACAGCUGGCCGGCCUGUCAGUGAGCAGAGGAGUGUCCCCUUCCUGAUCUUUAUUGUUGCCCGGAAACCUCAGCUGUCUCUCCGAGCAGUGGGGAUGGAAUUAAGACAUGCCAGCUUGAGUAGUAUCGAGAUAGGAUUUUCCCCUUUAUCUGGCAACGUGGGGGAGCUCUGCUCGUGGCCCCCUAAUCAGAAGCCAUGUUUCAGGUAUUCCUGGGAGUAUCUGCUCUAUAGUAUUAAUACAACUGCGGCCCAGUCCCUUAGCCGCCUCUGCAAGGACUUCCUCACUGUUUGGUGAGCUUCUUUCCUGGAGUCCACCGCCACUAGAAGUACUCUGACUUCACUCAUUGAUAUUUUAAAGAUCAUUUCACAAGGCCGCAGAUAAAAUUCCAACAGAUGAUGCCUUUGUGCUAAGCCUCGGAAUCGUUUUUUAGGGCAAGCCAGAAUCCAAUAGGUGGUUUACUUCUGGAUGUUUGAAAGGAAACCCAGAGAUAAAUCCCUGAAUGAACUAUCCUGACUUUUCUUUGGGGAGGGAACACCCUUAGGGUACCAUUUGAGUGAAACGGUUCUUAAAAUCUUAGUGAUCGUAUGUAUUUUUCUUUUAAGAGAAAGCCGUCUUCUGUAUUUCUGAAGACAGUCUUAUCUUAAUGACAGAUGACCUUUCUCCUAAUUCCUGCGGGAGACGUGCAUCCUCAUGGCUCUCCGUUCUUUUAUAGAGUGGUUUCUUUAGCUCGCCACUUCCUCAUUCUGUUUAAAUACUUAACCGCCUUCUCUGGAGCACAGACUAGAGAAACUGGCUCCUGGGUAUUAGGCUUCCCAGCCAGGCGUUCUGUCCUUCCAUUUCUCUGAUCUGUUGCUGUGUAACUCCCCCCAAACUCGAAAUCUUAAAAAAGCAAACAUCUGUCAGUUUUUAUAGGUUAGGAAUUUGGAAACAGCUCAGCACCAUGGAUCUGGCACAGGGGUCUUAGAAAGUUGCAGUUCAAGAUGUUGGCAGGAUCUGCAGUCAUUGGGGGCUGGAGAAUCUUUUCCUGAGCUCGCUCGCUCUCUGUGGUUGUUGGCAGGGUGCCACAUGUGAGUCUCUGUGUAGAAUUUUGUGAGCGUCCACACACCAUGGCGGCUGGCUUCCCCGAGUGAGUGAUGGGGGGGAAGAGGGGACCGGGAGGAAUUUGCAGUGCCUUUUAUGACUGUCUGAAAGCACACACCUUCACUUCUUAUUCUGUUCCUUAGAAACAAGCCACUAAGCCCAGCCUGCACUCCAGGGGAGAAUUAGACGCCUCCCUACUGUUCAGAGCAGUAUCAAAGAAUUUGUGGGUAUAUCUUUAAAUCACCUCACCCCUAACAGGAUGAAACUAGGCCAAGGGGUGUGGGGUUAGGUUUGAACUAGAUGAUAUGUUGAGAGAUGUUGCUACUGAAAACAGUUUUCUGAGAUGUGUUAUCACCAAACUGGGAUAGAAGACAGACAAUUUCCUGAAAGCUACCUGCUAGUUUUGAGAGAGGCGGCAGGAAAUGGUAGCUCCCAGGAGAGCAUAAUCCGUAUACACUUGCCUGGCUAACUGUAGCCCAAAGAUGCUACUUUGCAAGUCCUGUGCUUGGUGUCCCUAAAAUUCAAUACCAUUUGCCUGCUAUCCCCCCUAGCCAGGAAUUGACAAAGGGAAUUAACUGGGCCUGUGUAGCUGAUUCACUAAAGCUGACAAUCAGAGUUAGGGUUUCUAGCAAAGAGAGCAAAUUCGAAGUAAUUGUUGGAUUGCUGAGCUGAAGAACAGUAAUGUAAGAACUCAUCUUGUAUGGAUUUACACUCUGCCUCUCACCAGCAUUUUCUUAUCUGUAGCCCGGCUUGCUUUAGAGUUCAGAUUCAGGGUGAAAUAGAUGAUGGCAUCUGAACCAGGCCCACUUGGUCUCCAGCUGCACGGGCUGAAACACCUGGGUCGUGUCACCCAAGGAGCUCCUUGUCAAAGUAGGGAACAUCUGGGAAUUAGAAAUGUCUGUGCUUGAUUGUCCUUUAGCUCAGUAUUACAGGUUAACUCGUGUGCCCACUUAGUCCUGGGCCUCUUGACGGAAGUGGUUUUUUAAAGAGAACCAGUCUUGUCUCCACUCUUGUGACUAACUUGGGUGAGGUUUGUCAGUUCAGCGCAUUCUUAGUGUCUGCUAUGUGUUUGUGGCACUCAUGCCUGACCAAGGUUUUAGAGGUUUCAGACAUCUCGAAGAUGCAUAUUCUCAUACGGAUAUGCACUCUGCCUCAUAGCAACAUUUUCUUAUCUGCAGCCCUGCUUGCUUCAGUGUAGACUUGAAGAAAAGCGUUGCUACUGAGACAGCUAUUAGAAACAGCUAUUUCUUCCCAAAGUAAGGAACUCGUCUUUAACGCGCCUUCAAAUUAAUUAUGCUUUUCCUUCUGAUUUUAAGGUGGAGUCAACCUAGACGGUGUUUUAUUUACCUGCUCUUUGUGACUCUCAGGACUUACCUUCCCAGUUCAAACAUUUCCGUUAGAAUACAGCCCACUACAUUUGAGUGGGUUUCAUCCCCAGAGUCCAUCAUUCGCCAGGAUGUAUUGAGCAUAUGCUUUGAAUUAGGGCCCCUGGUGCAAGGGUCUCAUCAUCUUGGCAGUGAUAUCCCAGAAACUGAACCUUUUUCUAUUCUCGGUCUUGGCUCCUCGAUGGGAUAUCAAGCAUCUCAGCUGCUGAGCCAGGGCCCUCAGCCCUUUGUAUAUCUCUUUAAAGAGGAAGCCCAAUGCCUUUAUUUGGGUCAGAAUUUUCCCUUCUUGGCAUGUCUCUGGACUACAUGCAUAUCGGCAGCUAUUGAUAAAUCUGCGAAACUCAAUCACUCACCUGUGACCUCUGGGAGGGAGUAGUGUUUGUUUUAAAAAGGCACUGUUUCUUUGGGAGGGCAGUUUCUGUCUGGACUAGAAAGGGGGGCAGUUAUCUCACAUACUCCCCCCUCUCCCCCCCUGCCCCAAAGUUCUUUACCUUUCAGCUUUUGAUAAAAGAUGAAAACAGGUUUGGAGGCAAUUCUCUAGGAUGCUUAUAUCCCAGGGGCAUUUCCUGUUCUAGUAAUCAUUUUCCGGUUGAGUAUUGGCAUUUCCUUUGAGGCAAGCUCAUAAAAUUUUUUUACUGAAGACUAAGGAUGAUUGGUACAUCCCUAUUUUUUCAAACAAUCAUUCAUGCCACUUUUCUUAGCUUCUGGAAUGUGCAUCUUUUUUUGUGCUGGUUCUGGAAGUUGAUAGCUUUUGGGAAAGCUUAGAUUUAGGAGGACUUUCAAUGUCUUGUUCACAUGGUCUGUGGUUUCUCUUUGCCUAACCUCUGCCUGAAGCCCCGGCAGACCAUACUGUAGAUGCUGAUGGAAAAUAUUAUGAAGAUAAAAAUACAUUUUGGGGAGUAUUUAAACUCUUUAACUCUGCCACCUUUCUAUGAGUGGGAGGCCGGCUGAGAGAUGCUGCAAUGCUUGAUAAUCAUUUAGCCGUGCUGAAAUUUGCAAAGGGAACUCUUGUUGGUGCUUAAAACCAGAAUUCCUGGACACUUCAAACUUGGAGAAUUCCAUGAAUCUAGCACAGAAUAGCCAUACUUGCUCAUUGCCAUACCUUUCUCUCCAUCUUAAUCUUUAAAAAGAAAAAAGAAAAAGGCAAAGCCCCAGCCAAGGGUAAUUUUUACUUGAAACCAGGAGAGGGGGAGGAACACUGUAGAAGUAAGGGGCGCGUUGUCCGCGUGAGCCAUCCUGAGUCCUAAUCACUGAGUACUGUGAGCCAGUGCCUUUCCUUCACCUGCAGAUGGAGCCCGUCUCUCUCCGCCUCGGUGAGGAGACCCUGUGCUACCCAGGGUAAACCUUAGAGACGGCUUAGAGCCCGGUGGACACUCCGUAUUCGGUGUCCAUUCGAAGCAUCCUUAACGUAUUUUAGACAUUAAAAAACGCCCUGUCCUGUCUUAGCGACACGAGUGGCCCAAUUCCAUCCAUUCUGAAUGGAAAAGCAGAGACUGCCAGUUCUUCCUUUGAUCUUCCCUUCAUCCGCCUUGAUGUGGCUGACCCUGACCCCUCGUCCAUUUCACUGUCAUGGAUGGAUAGCAGAGGGCACCAUGUAGUCCUGAGGCAGUCCUGUGUGAUUCUGUGAUCAGUUGUUUUGGGUUUGGGUUUUGGGGUUUUUUUUUUUGUUUUGUUUUGUUUUGUCUGUCCUUUCACACCAGCAGGGUGUUUGGAAAUUAGUGAGAAGAAAAAAAAUUCUCACCAAUGGUUGCUGUUACAGUUAAAUCAAUAAAGAUCUUGGAUAUCAA